This is a messenger RNA of Linum trigynum, 1219 nucleotides long. Lineage: Eukaryota; Viridiplantae; Streptophyta; Magnoliopsida; Malpighiales; Linaceae. The record is from the annotation of a GenBank genome assembly.
UAUAUUUCAAAAAGAAAUUAAUAAAUAUCUUACCAAAAAGCAAAAAUGGAAACCAACCGGAAAAAGAGUUCCUUUUUCUUCGCUCUUCUCUCUUGAGCGACGCGGCCCAGAGUCUCUUCGUCGGCGGAAAAAUGAGCGCCCCGGCAGCUACUCAGCUCCUCGAUCCCCACAGUGCUCGAGCUCUCGUCGACUCUGUCGAAGCUUUCCUCUUCGAUUGCGAUGGCGUGAUCUGGAAGGGCGACAAGCUCAUCGAUGGCGUCCCUGAAACUCUCGAUUUGCUCCGUUCCAAGGGGAAGAAACUAGUAUUCGUCACCAAUAAUUCCACCAAGUCCAGACGCCAAUACGCCGCCAAGUUCCAUUCACUCGGCAUCUCAGUUAGCGAGGAUGAGAUUUUCUCGUCCUCUUUCGCCGCGGCGAUGUACUUGAAGGUUAAGGAAUUCCCACCGGAAAAGAAGGUGUAUGUGAUAGGCAUGGAAGGAAUAGUGAAAGAAUUGGAGCAGGCUGGCUUUACAGCCAUUGGAGGGCCGGAAGAUGCUGAAAAAAGAGCAGAAUGGAAAUCAAAUACUCUCUUCGAACACGAUAAAAGUGUUGGAGCAGUUGUUGUAGGAUUGGAUCCCUAUGUAAACUACCACAAACUCCAGUACGCAACCCUUUGCGUGCGUGAGAAUCCAGGUUGCCUUUUCAUCGCCACAAACCAAGAUGCAGUUGGCCACAUGACUGAUUUACAAGAGUGGCCCGGUGCUGGCUGUAUGGUUGCUGCCUUGCGUGGCUCAACUGAAAGAGAGCCUAUUGUAGUUGGAAAACCCUCCACCUUUAUGAUGGACUUCCUAUUACAGAAGUUUAACAUCAGUACCUCGAAAAUGUGUAUGGUGGGUGAUAGACUGGACACUGAUAUCUUAUUUGGACAAAGCUCUGGCUGCAAGACUCUCCUUGUUCUCUCAGGUGUAACGACUGAAACCCUUCUGCACAGCCCAUCGAACCAGAUCAAACCAGAUUAUUACACAACUCAAGUGUCUGACUUUAUUGGAUUUCUUGGAUCCUAAGUCAUAACUUAUUCCUUGGGGAAGACAGUUUAUGAAAAAAUUUGUGGGGAGCUUACCCCCAAACCGAGGUUAGUUAUUCAUCCUCUGACAUGACCACAUUGUGUAUGACCAUAAAUGGGGGUUAUUUGUAACAUUGACCAUGAAAUGCAAGAGGAAAAUAAAGGUGUGAUGUUAAC